Molecule: messenger RNA, 984 nt
Organism: Salarias fasciatus (jewelled blenny)
Lineage: Eukaryota; Metazoa; Chordata; Actinopteri; Blenniiformes; Blenniidae
Exons: 3
Coding region: 1-984 (327 amino acids)
Source: RefSeq, a predicted model, not a curated record
AUGUUGUCUGCGAAUACCGUCCCUCCUCAAGGAGGAGACAUGACCCCCGCUGUGGCGGAGACGCAGCAGACUUUGAAGCUCUCUAGAACAAAGGAGAGGAACUUCCUCCCCCAGCAGGAGACCAGCACCUUCUUGUCCUUUUUUUCUGCAUGGAUGAAUGACAAUUUUCUCCAGCUCAACAGCUCCAAAACUGAAUUUCUAUUAAUUGGAACUCCACAUCAACUCAAGUCCUCCCCUUCCACAGUUCUAUCAUUUGCCGGUCACAUAAUCAACCCAACAACUGCCGUUACCAACCUGGGUGUCCGUUUUGACCCCACCCUCUCCUUUGACCUCCAUAUCCAACACAUCUGUAAGACCUCAUUUUUUCACCUCCGGAACAUCUCCAAACUACGCCCCUUCCUCUCCCUCCCCGUUGCUGAGAAGCUGGUCCAUGCUUUUGUCUCCUCCAGGCUGGACUACUGCAAUGCACUCCUCAUCGGGAUCUCUGGAAGAAGCCUUCAACGGCUUCAGUCGAUCCAGAACUGUGCUGCCAGGAUCCUGAUGAGGGUGCCAAAAAGACACCAUAUCACUCCCAUUCUCCAUAACCUUCACUGGCUCCCGGUUAGGUUCAGGCUGGAAUACAAAAUCUGCCUCUUGACCCAUCAGUGUGUCUAUGGUAGUGCACCAGUGUACCUUAAAGAACUUCUCUCCCCACAUGACCCGACCAGACGCCUCCGCUCCGCCAACAUCAAUUUGCUGAAGGUCCCCAAAACCAAACUGUGUUCCAUGGGGGACAGGGCUUUUCAGGCUGCAGCACCCCGACUGUGGAAUACCCUACCUGUCCACCUGAGGGCACCACAGUCGGUGGACUCAUUUAAAUCUCGCCUGAAAACGUUUUUGUUUUUGAAACUGUCAGAUGCAGAGCGGCUGCUUCACGCUUGGGCUGUAGAGCAGGAGGGCAAAAGCUCGCUUGAUCUGGAUUAUCAGUGUGAGUACAGACCAUGA